AUGAUGUACAAGGAACUCUUAAAGCGUUUUGAACGGGUUUGUGAUAUUGCCUUGGAUACUGAAGUGAUGAGGCGAUAUGUUAAUUAUCAUUUGAACAGAUUGGAGCAUGACCUUUCGAAUUGGGAUGAUGAUCAAAUGAUAGUUCCAGAUUGGGAAUUGAAAGAUACACAUGAUCGUGUGGGUGGGGGUGAAGGUGAGGGUGGGGGUGAAGGUGAGGGUGAAGGAAGAAAUAUAAGAGAUCCUAGAUACGUAGCUUCUCAUGGACGUCCAAGGUUGAAUAGAUAUAGAGGGCGAAUUGGUUCAUACUUUAGAAGUUCACAAAUGGGCGGUGGAAGUGGAGUUAGAGGUAAUAGGAGGGGUAGAGGUGGUGGUAGAGGUGUUGGCAGAGGUGGUGGUAGAGGCCGUGGUAGAGGCCGUGGCAGAGGUGGUGGCAGAGGUGGUGGAAAUACUGGGCUAGCGGAAGGAAUUGAG
This is a messenger RNA of Nicotiana attenuata, 471 nucleotides long. RefSeq names its product eggshell protein 1-like. The transcript has a single exon. Lineage: Eukaryota; Viridiplantae; Streptophyta; Magnoliopsida; Solanales; Solanaceae. The record is from RefSeq and is a predicted model, not a curated record. The annotation marks the transcript as partial.